GUUUAUGGUGGGUAUCAUACAGAGAGCGGUGUAGGGAAUUUCUCGUUAAAAAAGAAAGUUAUGUUCAUGAUAUAUUCAACCUAAUCGCUACAUCGUAACGCCAAUUACAAUGUUUAACUAUGUCAACUGUGUACCGAGAAUAUAUCCUCUGCUGUGAGGGAGUUUGUCACCACCUGUUAACGUUACCUUCUGUAAAUGAGUACCGGCCGGUUCACAGCUUCCAAAAGAAGCGAAUUCAAAGCUCCAGUUUGCCGGAGAAAUGAGCACUCGAGGGCCCACAAGGUCCUCGCCGAGAGGAACCAGGCCGUGGUGGCUGUGGGAGCCUGGGUUGAGGAGGGACAAGACUUCCCGGAGCAUCCGUCUGCUCUUGCUUUGCUGACUGAGGAGAUCCAGGAAGAAAAGAGGAGGGUGAGAGAGGAGAGGCUCCGACGGUUUCAGGAUGAAGUACGCCACCGUGUGGCACAGACAGCUCAAAUCAUCAAGAAGAGGGAGCAACCUCAGGCAUACUCAGGGGAGUAUCAAUCCUGGAACCAGCAUGUAACUGCAGGUGAAAAGCUGAAGCCUGCAGGAGGUGCUGUACAACAGAGGGUGAAGGAGAGGAGCUCUCAGGAGCCUGUUGAAGGCAUGAGGCAGGUCCGACUCAGACUGGCCGCCUGUCGGAUGGACCAGCAUGAGGAAAUGACGUCAGACCUUCCUGGAGGCGAAUGGAACUUCUCUCCCUCCAGACAUAGAUCUCACGUGUUUAAUGCAGACCAGGAAGUUGAAGAAAAAGAGGAGGAGGAGGAGGAGGAGGAUGACCUAGAAGAUGAGGAAGAGGGAGAUGAUCAUAUCAUCACCAGUCAGCACAUAUUCCCCCUCGUUCAGCAGAAGGUGAGAGGACAUGUAUUGAUGGAUUCAGACAAAUCACAGCCUCAUCCCGGAUUCCAGACCAGCCUCAGAGUCCCACAAGUCCUGUGGCCUCUGCCUGACCAAGAAGAACAGAAGAGACAGCGUCAGUCUCAGUUCCUGAUGCACCGUCGUCUGUACAUGAACAUUGAGCGAGAGCAAGUGAAGGAGAACAAACAGCACAGGAAACACCUGAAGAGGACAGCAAGGAUCAAAGCAGAGAAAGAACAGAUUCGUCUGGAGGAGGAGAGACGAUUAGAGAGAGCUCGACAGCUUGCAGAGGCCAAACAGAGGCUGGAGGAGAGAGAGCUGCUGAUACUGGAGAGACUGAGGCUCGAGGAGGAAGAGAGAGCUGUGGAGCUGCAGAGCAGGAGGAGGAGGAGAGAGGAGAAAGGGAAAACAGAAGCGAGGUUCAUUGAGGCUCUGAAAGCUCGGAUGAAAGAACGUCUGUCUCAGGAGAAGCUAGACCUCCCUCCUCUCUGCUGCUGUGCGUCCUCUUUCUGGGACUCCCACCCCGACACCUGCGCUAACAACUGUGUCUUCCACAACAAUCCCAAAGAAUAUGCCAAGGCCUUACAUUCAACAAUGUUGAGUUUGGAUUUAAGGUGAAUGAAGCUGAUCAACUGCAGUGGACAGUGCCAGGUAGAAAUGGGACACUUGCCGUCUGUUUGAGUUAUCAAACUCAGUCAAAUAAAAAGUUGAUGUUACAACAAGAAUAUUUAAAUCCUCAAAACUGAAAUGCCUCAAUGAUAGAAAAACUAUCACAUGAAACAUGACACACUUUUUUUUUUCCACAAAUGCACUCCUGAAAUUGUCUACAGGACAGGCUGCCCCUGAAAUCAGCUUCCCACUGUGGGUUUCCUGUUCACAUGCACCUCAUAGUGGGAGAAUUUCCCUGUUUGAUCGAGGGGGUUGUUGUUAUAUCAAGGAUACAUGCAAUUGUAUUCACAGUAUCAAGGAAAGUGUUGAAAGGAAAUAGUGGUUUCACUACGUGCACUACGACAGUUAUUGGUUAUGUGAAACAACACCGUCCCCUCCACCCCCAUUCCCAUUCACUGUCAAUAUUCCUGACUUUCAGCUUCUGCGUUCACACAUAGGCUCACCCCGACCACAAGAGGGUGCUGGCAGCAAAAAUUCUGGGUAAUUUGGGGUAAAAAAAAAACCCUACAUGCAUCCCACCCUCAAAAUUUCUGAAAUGUGUUUUUACACAGGUUUUCAUACUGAUGAGUCCAUAUGACAUAUGUGAUCUCUCACUUCUCUAACUGUGUAACGCUGCCCACAAGUCCAAGUGUUCACUUGUCUUUCAACUAAAUAGAUCUGUGCACACAUUUCUAAAGACAUUUAUUUGUUUUUUAUUUUCCUCAUGACUUCAGUGAACCCCGAUCAUACUCCCCCACCCCCAGCCUGAGUUACACUUUUUGUGGUAAACAUGGAAAAAUAUAUACUUUCUAAAAAUCAACAUUUUAAACGUUAUGUUAUCACUGAAGCUUGUUAGCUUGCUGAUGUUAGCUUCAACCUCAGAUACCUAUUGUGCCUCUUACAGCUUAGCUAACAGACUGU
Molecule: messenger RNA, 2445 nt
Organism: Labrus mixtus (cuckoo wrasse)
Lineage: Eukaryota; Metazoa; Chordata; Actinopteri; Labriformes; Labridae
Gene: ccdc15
Product: coiled-coil domain containing 15
Exons: 10
Coding region: 196-1494 (432 amino acids)
Cellular component (GO): centrosome
Source: RefSeq, a predicted model, not a curated record